CUUCCUACACAAUAAACAAAUCUCCAAGCCGAAGCUACAGUCAUUUGAAUGGGGUUUGAAUAGUUUGGAUCGGAGGAAAGACAUCUUCAAAAUGGACAAGUUUCGUAUGAUGUUCCAGUUCCUCCAAUCCAACCAGGAGUCUUUCAUGAAUGGUAUCUGCGGUAUAAUGGCACUAGCUAGCGCCCAAAUGUACUCUGCCUUUGAGUUCAGCUGCCCUUGUAUUCCCGAAUACAACUAUGCUUAUGGGAUUGGACUACUCAUCAUACCGCCCCUAUGGUUCUUCAUGUUGGGUUUUGUGUUGAACAAUAAUGUGUCAAUGCUUGCCGAGGAAUGGAAGAGACCGACGGGGAAAAGGCAGAAGGACCCAGCAGUCCUCCGGUAUAUGUUCUGCUCGAUCACACAGCGGUCUUUUAUAGCACCUGCCGUUUGGGUUUCUGUCACUCUCAUGGAUGGGAAGAGCUUCCUGUGUGCUUUCAGCAUCAACUUGGAUCUCGACCAGUUUGGGAAUUCAAGUCUUGCCAUGGGAUUAUCAGAGAUGGAGAAGAUGAAACUGCUGGCGAAAAUACCAUGCAAUGAACUAUUUGACCAGCACGAAAUAAGAGUGGCGGCGUCUCGAUACAUCAAGUGUAUUUCACAGGCAUGUGGUUGGAUGUUCUUGCUCAUGGUGACCUUUGUGGCCUUCAUGGUUCGGGCCAUUCGUCCGUGUUUCACUCAGGCCGCCUUCCUUAAGACCAAGUAUUGGUCACACUACAUCGACAUAGAGCGUAAAACGUUUGAGGAGACCUGUAAGGAGCACGCCAAGAGCUUUGCCAAGAUUUGCGUCCAGCAAUAUUUUGAGAGUGUCAGCGGAGAAAUGCAAAGUUUCCACUGCCACCGUUGCAGCAGGGAUGACAGCGACGACGAUGACGAAGACAAAAAGAGGAGUGACGAAGACAAGCUCCUCGGCAUAAGAGCCCAGGACGACAUGAACAAAGUCUUGUGGAACUGGCACACCUGUAAGCCGCCUCUGGCUCUAAGAAAGGAGCAGCCAGAUGGUGAAGACAAUGACAGACUGGCUGCAGAGGCCAAAGGAGAGUCAGAGGGGCUUGUUAACGGACACGCCAAAAAAGAAUGGGCGGUGUAUUACAGUAAGGUUUGACCAUUUCAAAAGUAGGGGAAUUUUUUUCACUUAGAUUUAAGCUCUCUUUGGCUGUUCGAUAGCCCCCAGGCACUGAUAUUGGCCAACAUUUUCAGUAAAUUGUUUUGUUUCAUUGUCCAAAGAAUGAUUUUAAAUCAGUUAUCAGAUUUUCAGAUAAAGAGACUUCUAGAAAUAAAACGCUGUAAUGCAGUUGAUUUUCAUUUCUGCUUUGAUGCAUUAAAAAUAUGUAAAUGAAUAUGAAA
Molecule: messenger RNA, 1380 nt
Organism: Lampris incognitus (smalleye Pacific opah)
Lineage: Eukaryota; Metazoa; Chordata; Actinopteri; Lampriformes; Lampridae
Gene: calhm1b
Product: calcium homeostasis modulator protein 1
Exons: 3
Coding region: 92-1138 (348 amino acids)
Molecular function (GO): monoatomic cation channel activity
Source: RefSeq, a predicted model, not a curated record